GUGACAUCAAUAUUCGACGUCUAGAAUCGACAGACGAUUCUGUUGGUGCCUAACAAAUGCAAAUAAUACAAGGACGGCAUAGGCCGUCGAAAAUAUUGAGUGUCCCAUAGCAAAACGCACUGACAACGACGGGCUAUAACGCGCAGUCUCAGUGAACUAACUAAUCUCUCGACAGUAAUGUUACACUUCAAGUCUUGGUAUGUAUUUUACCCCAACUGCAUUAAUUCACAAAUCAUUAGGUAUGCCUUAAUCUUAAAUUGGAUAAUCUCAAGUUUCCUCGACAUGAAAAUGUUAUUGAUAUUGUAUGUGACUUCUUAUCUCAUCGACUAUUUCGAUUUCUUAUCGUUUUCUAUAUAGAUAAACUGAUAUGUCAGGAGAAUAUCGAAAAACACCUAUCGACGGCCUAGCAGGUAAGUGGUUGCUUUAUUUCAAUAGAUAUAAGUAACUGAUGAUAACGAAUCAUCACGAAAUGAAAUAAUAUCUAGUGAAUUAGUUUUUUUCAAUCAGAGCAAUCCAUAAGAUAUCAGGAAGUUUGAACAUGGUUCGGACUAUGGAUAUUGCUUGUUUCAUUAUGCUGGUUAUUUGGUUCCCAAGCCAGAUUAUCGCGGAAUCAUCUCUCAGGCUUCAUUAUUUUGAUAUGCCAGGUCAAGGAGAGCCUAUAAGAAUGAUGUUAACCUAUGGCAACAUACCAUUUGAAGACGUACGGAUAAGCAGAGAUGAUUGGCCAGAACUCAGACCAAUGAUGCCCCUUGGGCGUUUACCAGUUCUGGAAGUAGAUGGAGUGUUAAUCCCCCAAUACGUAGCUAUUUCCAGAUAUGUUGCAACACUGGCCAAAUUACAUGGAAAUGAUGCUAUGGAAAAUCUCCAAGUAGACUUUCUGAUCGAUACAUUAGAAGAUCUAAAACAAAAAAUGUUCUCAUAUGGCUUUGAGACAAGUGAGGAGAUACGAAAGGCACUGGAGGAAAUCCUCAAAGGAAUGGUUCCCUAUGUUAUGGAGGGAUUUGACCAACGGGCUAAAGACAAUGGUGGUUACAUUGCCAUCAAACGAUUGACAUGGGUGGACAUCGAUUUUUUGUGUGCCUAUGAAUCUCUGAGAAAUAUAUUGAACAUAGACAUACUAAACACCUACCCAAACCUCAAAGAAGUGAAAAAUAAUGUAUUAAAGGAGCCCGCUAUUGAAAAAUGGAUCAAGAGUAGACCAUCCUCAGUGACACUUCGAACUUAUGAUCUGAAAAGUGAAUAUUCGAAAUCCAGAAGCGAAUUAUGAAGAUUUGAAUAUGCCGAGGAAUUUAUACUGAAGUGGGUAUCUGAAGUUCAUGAAUGCUUCUCGGAGUGAGCUGUUGUGUAUAGUAUUCUAAUAUAUUUGUCAUCAAGAGCGCAGUCAUCAUCUUCGACAUUAUCAAUUCUCUCAUUGGAAUAAAUUACUGUUAUGAACUUGUUAAGAUGUUCAAUCAUUUAUAAUUAACCUUAAACUCCUGAAAGAUCAAUAUACUGAGGUACAG
Messenger RNA from Phaedon cochleariae (mustard beetle), 1502 nucleotides. NCBI's taxonomy places the organism in Eukaryota, Metazoa, Arthropoda, Insecta, Coleoptera, Chrysomelidae. The record is from the annotation of a GenBank genome assembly.